This is a messenger RNA of Saccharomycodes ludwigii, 2712 nucleotides long. RefSeq names its product salt homeostasis regulator (gene PPZ1). Gene Ontology annotation, molecular function: protein serine/threonine phosphatase activity. The coding region runs from base 1 to 2712 and encodes 903 amino acids. The transcript has a single exon. The record is from RefSeq and is a predicted model, not a curated record. Lineage: Eukaryota; Fungi; Ascomycota; Saccharomycetes; Saccharomycodales; Saccharomycodaceae. Gene Ontology annotation, cellular component: nucleus; cytoplasm.
AUGGGAAAUUCAGGCUCCAAAGGUGUCGAAGGUAGAGUACCAUCAAAUUCAUCAGGUAACCAUAAUACUAAUAAGACUUCUCGUUUAAGCGGUGAUUACAGUGAUACUAUCAGCACACAUAGCACACAUAGCAAUGCUUCAAAGAAGAAAAAACUAAGAAAACCUAGUAGAAAAUCAUCCAUUAGAAGUGUAAGCUCUAAUAAUAUUACUACAAAAACUAGUAUAGAUGAUAAUUUAACUACAAAUAAUCCAGAAACAGAUCAUAUUAACAACGAAACUCGUCAACCUCAUAGCACCCACCGCAACUUACCAUCCAAUCUUAUUCAUAGAAGAUCUAAAAGUAGUUCUGCAAUUCCAGCAAUUAGCAACACAAAUACAAACACCACUUCUACAACAGAUAACGAGAAUGGUAAUAAUACAAAUGCCAUUAAAAGUAGUACUACCGGCAACCAUAAAAGAUCCUUUACGCCUUCAAGACAAAGACGAUCAUCAGAUACCAAUACUGACAAAUCUUUGCCUGCUUCCAUGAUACAGAUGGAACCGAGUACUAGUAUAUUGAGAACCAAGCGGGGUAGUGGUAGCAGUAGCAGUAGUAACAUCAAUAAUAAUAAUAACAGUAAUAAUAAUAAUAAUAAUAAUAAUAAUCAUAAUAAUAAUGGAAGUACGUUUCAUGAGAAUGCCUUAACUGAUGAUGAUAAUGAUGAGUAUUAUAACAGUAGCAAUAAUAAUUUAAAAUUGACAAAAAAGAAAAGCAAUGAUUCAUCUUCAUUUAAAAAAAGAUUUCCUUUUAAUUCUCCAAGUACAUCUAGAAGAAAUAGUUUUAAUUCUACAUCAAGUUUAAGACGUACUUUAUCCAACAAUAGUAGCAAUGGGAAUAAUAGAAAUAAUGAUCAGGAUAGUAGGAGUUCUAGCGCUGGAAAUAAUCAAUCAAAUGCAUAUUUGGAGGUUCCAUUUAGUAAUGGUAGUAACAAUAACAACAAUAAUAAUCACAGCCAUAAUGAGAACAAUAACACUAAUAAUUUGGCCUCUCUAUCAAGAACGUCAUCUAUUGUGUCAUCCUCUUCAAAUGGCAAUAGCGCGAAUAACGGUAGUGGCACCCCUUCACAUUCUAGAUUUAAUAAUGGUAGUAGAAAGUCCUCUUUUAGUAGUUUACGUAGUGCUAGUAGAUCUAAUUAUACUACUCCAAUGGCUUCGCCUGGGAUUUUGCAAAAUGCACAUUCAGGUGACGAUUACUUUAGCAUAAAUAAGCGUGGAUAUAGUAAUAGUGUUUCAAGCAACAAUAGUGCUGGUGCCAAUACUGACCAUGUUUUAAUAAAUAGCAACAAUUAUACUGGUGACAAUGAUUACAACAAUGGGUCUUAUGUUGAAAACUCAGGGAGUUAUGACACCAAAAGUUUUAUUGGUGAACAAGAUUUUGGUCACAACACGCUUAAUGAUUGCGGGCAUGUAAAAGACACUUUUCCCAGAAUUGAUAAUAAUAACAACCUGUUAACGUCCGAUGAAUUAUUAACGCAAUCGGAAGACGGGACGGGAAACCCAGAUGGUACUGGCGUUAAGACGAACCAUCAUAUUGAAGGUGGUGAUUACAUAACAAACAAUGACACGGAUGCUAAUAAUAAUAAUAAUAAUACAAACAAAAACAAUGGUGAUACAAAUCCUACAGCAACAAAGAAAAAGAAAGUUAUAAGGCCUUUAGAUAUAGAUUUAACAAUUCAGAAACUAUUGGAUGCUGGGUAUUCUGGUAAAAGAACCAAAAACGUUUGUUUAAAAAACAGUGAGAUUCAACAAAUUUGUCAUUUAUCAAGAGAAAUAUUUUUAUUACAACCAGCCCUAUUGGAAUUGUCGCCGCCAGUUAAAAUUGUUGGUGAUGUUCAUGGCCAAUAUGGCGAUCUAAUUAGAAUGUUUGAUAAGUGUGGCUUUCCACCAACCUCGAAUUAUUUAUUUCUAGGUGAUUACGUUGACCGUGGCAAACAAAGCUUAGAAACUAUUCUAUUGCUAUUGUGCUAUAAGAUUAAAUACCCAGAAAACUUUUUUUUAUUAAGAGGAAACCACGAGUGUGCUAACGUUACAAGAGUCUAUGGUUUCUAUGAUGAAUGUAAAAGACGAUGCACAAUUAAAAUAUGGAAGUUGUUUAUAGAUACAUUUAAUACUUUGCCAUUGGCGGCAAUUGUUGCUGGGAAAAUUUUUUGUGUUCAUGGUGGAUUAUCUCCCGUUUUAAAUUCCAUGGAUGAAAUUAGACACGUUAGCAGACCAACGGAUGUGCCGGAUUUUGGAUUAAUUAAUGACUUAUUGUGGAGUGAUCCUACCGAUUCACCCAAUGAAUGGGAGGAUAACGAAAGGGGUGUUAGUUAUUGUUAUAAUAAAGUUGCUAUCAAUAAAUUUUUAAAUAAAUUUGGGUUUGAUUUAGUUUGUAGGGCGCAUAUGGUUGUUGAGGAUGGAUAUGAGUUUUUUAACGAUCGUAGUCUAGUUACUGUAUUUUCUGCACCUAAUUAUUGUGGGGAGUUUGAUAAUUGGGGUGCUGUUAUGAGUGUUAGUGAUGGAUUGUUAUGUAGUUUUGAAUUAUUGGAACCAUUAGACAGUGCAGCUUUGAAAUUGGUUAUGAAAAAGGGUAGGCAGGAGAGAAAAUUGGCUGCAUUACAGCAACAGCAGCAGCAACAGCAGCAGCAGCAGCAGCUACAACAGGAGGCUUAUGGGCAGGAAGUGCAACAGUAG